UGUGCGCGCGCGCGCGUUGUCUCUGUGCAGUGUCUCAGCUGCGGUGUGUCGGACUCUUUCCUCUCUUCGGACUCUGAAGGACCAUGCCCCCCUUCCAGCAGCAGGACUGUCUCUGCUCCUCUUCAGGGUUACUACCUGACAUGAAGGACUGAAGUGUGAGGACGCAGCGCCCCCCGCUGGACUCCUGCUGCACCUGCAGGCCAUGGCUGAGCCCAGCUACUCUGACCUGAUCGCCAAACACUACAACUACACCGGCAAGUUCCGCAAGACACAGCAGGACUCGGGCCUGAAGGCCGACUCGGUGGUCUUCAUCAUCGUGUGCUGCUUCAUCAUCCUGGAGAACAUCCUGGUCCUUGCCACCAUCUGGAGGACCAAGAAGUUCCACAAGCCCAUGUACUACUUCAUCGGGAACCUGGCGCUCUCCGACCUGCUGGCUGGCGUUGUCUACACCGCCAAUAUCCUGCUGUCGGGCGCCAACACCUACAAGCUGACGCCCACGCAGUGGUUCUUCAGGGAGGGCAGCAUGUUCGUGGCGCUAGCAGCGUCUGUCUUCAGCCUGCUCGCCAUCGCCAUCGAGCGCCACCUGACCAUGCUGAAGAUGAAGCUCCACAACAACGGCAACACCUGCCGCGUCUUCCUGCUCAUCAGCACGGUGUGGAUGAUCGCAGCGGUGCUGGGCGGCCUGCCGGUGAUGGGCUGGAACUGCAUCCAGAGCAUGACGCAGUGCUCUACCGUGCUGCCGCUCUACCACAAGACCUACAUCCUGUUCUGCACCACCGUCUUCAGCAUCAUCCUCAUGGCCAUCGUGGUGCUCUAUGCUCGCAUCUACGCGCUGGUGCGCACUCGCAGCCGCAAACUCGUCUUCCGCAAGGUGUCCAACGGCCGCGGCAACGCCGGCACCAACAUCAAGAGCUCGGAGAAGUCGAUGGCGUUACUGAAGACCGUCAUCAUCGUCCUGAGCUGCUUCAUCGCCUGCUGGGCACCGCUCUUCAUCCUCCUGCUACUGGACGCGGCCUGUGAGACGCUGAGCUGCCCGAUCCUCUACAAGGCCGAGUGGUUCCUGGCGCUCGCCGUCCUCAAUUCCGCCAUGAACCCGCUCAUCUACACGCUAACCAGCAACGAGAUGCGCCGUGCCUUCCUCAAGACGCUGCUGUGCUGCACCGCCUGCGUCCGGCCGAAUGCCAAGUUCACAGGUCCAAUCAUGGGGGCAGAGUUCAGCCGCAGCAAGUCGGAUAACUCCUCCCACCCCAACAAGGAGGAGGCGGAGUACUCGCCGAGGGAGACAACGGUGGCGUCCUCAGGGAACGUCACCUCGUCAUCCUAAACGAGUCAUAGCACGUCAGACGUAGAGUUUGUGUUUGUACAGGAAACAGGUGUGAACGGCGCCAGGCGGCGUCUUCAUGGAACCUUCAGCACUUACAGAGAAUUUCAGACUGGUUGAACUGGGACCAGUGACCCCGCCUACAGAGGAGGUCCGCACUUUGUAAGAAGCUCACACCUGUAACAUGUCAUCAGCUCACCUGCAGCUGUCAGUGAGGAUCCAGGUCACAUGACUGAGGCAGGAUGACGGUUUCCAAUAAUCAGUAUCAGUGAUCGACAGAUCUGAGCUCCGUAGAAAGUGACAGACAUUUUACUGACCGUCUAAGAACAAGUAGAAUCUGUAGAUGUUAAACACGCCGUGGGAAAAUAUUUAAGACGACAAAUUAAUUUAUUCUGUCCUUUCAAAAUAAAAUCACACCUGAGGUCAGAGUUCAGGUGCUUCUCAUGACCUCAUCGCCACACGUGACGCCACACAUCCUGUUUAAAGAUGAAGGGAAGUUUCUGUGGUGACGAACAUCAGAGACUGAAGCUGCAGAGCUGCAGUCUGAAAACUGUUUCCUCAUGAGUUGACGCUUUGACGACUGACGGCGUCUCUGCAGGACGUCAGAAGUGAAUCCAUGAUUAAAGAUCAAAUCGCCUGACUGACACAGAAAUACUUCAUCAUAACAAACAACCAACAAACACAAAAACAGGAAGUAAAAAUCAAAUCUGAAACUCUAAACUUCAUCAUCUAUAUUUCAUGAUACACUUUAAACAAACUUUAAUAAUAACUUUUAUUCAUAAAACACUUUUUUAAGGUUAAAACUUUGAAAGGAAAAAGUUUUUACAGUCUACAGAAACACAACAGCUGAUCAGAGUCAGGUGAUGACAUGAAAAGUUUCUUGUUAUAAGAAGAUGUUUUUCACUCUUUCACAAAAUGAUGUCAUUUUAGAACAAGAAACUUUUCAUGUUAAAAAAAACUUCUCACUAGAACAAUAUUCUUAUUUAUUUAUAAAACAUAAAAAGUUAAACUUUAUAUGUUGGAGAAGGAGGCGGCGGUGUGUUCAGGGACCACAAACACAUUAAAACACCGACUGGUUUCCACCCUCAGGUCACCAGAUGAAGAUCUCAGGCUCGUAACCAGUCGCUGUUUCAAUGCGAGCGUGUCUCAAGUUCAUUUUUCCUCCCAAACUUUUCAUGUUCAUCCCAGAAACGCAUCGCUGUUGCUUUUAACAUUCUGCGCCUCCAUGUGAUCGUCCUCUGUGUGACAGACAACAUCAGAUCACGUGUAUCAAACAGCUCUGAGAACACACCUGAGCAGGUGAAGGUGUUAAAGUAAUCAGUAACUGUGGGUCAGGCUGGUGUGCAGCAGGUGAAAUGUAAAUAAAGGAAACACGUGUGUUUAAAGAUGAUGUCACACGAAGCAGCCGAGAAAAGAACAAACUGAUAAAACUGAAACAGUUUUGGUGCAGAUAAAGUAGAGACAUGGUGAUAACAGAACCAGGGGCCUCGUAGUCGGGGGGGUGAAGUGGGACUGAUUACCAGGGGCCCCAAAGGAAGUGGGGCCCUCAAAGAACCUGGAAUCAAAAGUCUUUUUUAUUUCCAAGGACUUUGUGUUGUAACUGAAUCAAAGUUGGCUCAUCAGUGGAAUGACUGAACUUUGUUUAAAAAGAUAGAGGAUGCUCUCUGAGGCUCCGCCCACCCCUCAGGGGCCAAACACACGCUGCAUUUUUUGUGCCCUCAAAUUCAUUGUUUUCAAUAUAGACGUGCGGCAGGCGCACUGAAGUGCCAGAGUGACGCCAGAGCUGUGGCACACAUUCCCAAGCGCCUUCUUUUCAGGGCACAACAGCUGCUCCCUGAGACAAACAGAGUUCAAUCUUUGGAACGCAGCAGCGUGCACCACGUCACCACGUGACGAGGACCGACCAAUCACAGCCCACAGAUAUCUUUCCUGCUUGAGUAAAUAUCAGUGUGUGAUUAAUAUGGAGGAGAAGUUGAUCAUGUUAGUGCAGAGCUGUCAGAGCGUCACAUCUGUCCUACAGACACACAGGAAGUAGAUCAGCUCUGACCUCAGGCUUUCAGGUAAACAGGCUGUGAUACUGUGCUGUUAUGGUCACUUAGCAACCUCAGACACAACCUGCCACCAUGUUCUUGAAAUUUGUCACAGAGUAGCGCCCGUUAAAGACGCGGCAUGUGAACGACCCCGAAAAGCUCCAGUGAGUCAGAUUCAGUGUCAUCUGUCAGCGAGGAUUACAGAUGACAGAUGACAGACUACAGAUUACACAUCACAGAUCACAGAUUACAGAUGACAGGUUACAGAUGACAGAUUACAGACUACAGAUUACACAUCACAGAUUACAGAUUACAGAUGACAAAUUACAGAUUACAGAUGACAGAUUACAGAUGACACAUGACAGAUGACAAAUUACAGAUGACACAUGACAGAUGACAGAUUACAGAUGACAAAUUACAGAUUACAGAUGACAAAUUACAGAUGACAGAUGACAGAUUACAGAUGACAAAUUACAGAUGACAGAUUACAGAUUACACCUGGACUGGUCUCUAAACACAGGUAGAGUGCAGGGAGUGAGUGACUGCAGCACUAACAUACUCCAUCAAGUCUUUCCUUGAUGCACAGAGUCCAGAAUCUGGUGCAACGCCCCGACUACAAACAUGUGACUACUGACACACACACACACACACACACACACAC
Epinephelus fuscoguttatus (brown-marbled grouper) is the source of this 4012-nucleotide messenger RNA. RefSeq names its product sphingosine-1-phosphate receptor 1 (gene s1pr1). Gene Ontology annotation, molecular function: sphingosine-1-phosphate receptor activity. Bases 203 to 1324 code for a protein of 373 amino acids. Lineage: Eukaryota; Metazoa; Chordata; Actinopteri; Perciformes; Serranidae. Gene Ontology annotation, biological process: angiogenesis; sphingosine-1-phosphate receptor signaling pathway. Gene Ontology annotation, cellular component: membrane. The record is from RefSeq and is a predicted model, not a curated record. The transcript is spliced from 2 exons.